Molecule: messenger RNA, 1203 nt
Organism: Aureobasidium namibiae CBS 147.97
Lineage: Eukaryota; Fungi; Ascomycota; Dothideomycetes; Dothideales; Saccotheciaceae
Product: zinc metallopeptidase
Exons: 2
Coding region: 1-1203 (400 amino acids)
Source: RefSeq, a predicted model, not a curated record
AUGUUCCCACAAGGCAACAACAUCAGAGUGGGUGGCCCUACUAAUCACCAAAAAUCAUAUCCAUCAUCAUUUCAAGAACACGAUGCACUCUUUGGCUCCUACGAACAUCUCGCCGACUGUCCUCAACCUGAAGAGGCUCUGCUCCGCCUGCGAAAGAUAGCGUCUCUCGUCAAGCCCCUAAUGAGGAAGCGCUCUUGGAAGGUCAGAGUCCUCAGCGAGUUCUUGCCCGAUGACCAGCGCUUGCUGGGUCUGAAUAUCAACAAGACAUUCAAGAUCUGUGUGCGUCUACGAUAUACACACGAACCGAGCACAUUUCUCCCCAUCGAGCAAUGUGUCGACACGCUUCUGCACGAGCUCUCGCAUAUCGUCUUUAGUGACCACGAUUCGAACUUUCAUAGCCUAUGGGAUGAGCUUCGGGAUGAUCAUGAAAGAUUAAUUCUGCGAGGCUACACUGGCGAGGGUUUCUUGACCGGUGGCAAGAGGCUUGGUGGUGGUCCUGUACCUCCGCAGCAUGAGAUGAGGCGUCUGGCGCGCGCUAAUGCAGAGCAGCGUCGUGUGCUCCAGAAAGGUUCUGGCAGGACAAUUGGAGGACAGCGUGUAGCACCAGGGACAGAUCUUCGCAGAGUUCUCGCAGAUGCCGCAGAUCGGAGAGCAAUUGUCGAUCGUGGGUGUGCGUCAGGCACUGCUCAGGCUAACAAUCUAGCAGACCAAGCUGGCAGACAUACCUUCAAGACCAAGGCAGAAGAAGACGAUGCCAACAACCGCGCCAUUGCAGAGGCAUUGUUUGAUCUCAUGGAAGAAGAAGAAGCGCAAAAGAUGAAGGGAACUUACAGUACACCUUCGACAGCUGGUGGGUUGACAUGGUCAAAAGAACAUGGACUCGCUACCCCAACCAAGAAACCCACGACGAAGCAGGCACCACCCAACUCUGCCGGUUGGGCAUGUCAAGUGUGUACUUGCAUAAAUCAGAAGACGCAUCUUGCCUGCGAUGCUUGCGGCGUGGAGCGCCCAGCGGCCAUGAUAUCAGCUACUGGUCCUAGUGCUGUCGGUCGUAAGAUAAACGCGCGUCCUACCCCGGUACACACAGAAAAGAAGCAAGCCAAGAGAGAACCUAUAGGAUGGAAUUGUCGCGAGUGUGGCACCUUUGUGGAGAACAUGUGGUGGUGUUGCACCCUUUGCGGUCUAAUGAAGGAUCGCUCGUGA